GAGCCAGAUCGGACAUUUUUACUGGAUGGGCAACCCUCGGUUGUUGGUGUUGCCUCUCUUUCUGGAGUUUGUUGUUGGUGCAAUUUUAAUCAAUAAAUCCUAACAGAAUGGGCAAGCACAGGACUGCACAACAAGAUGCCAUUUUCGUGGCAUUCAUGGAAAGGCAUCCCAUAAUAGCCAAAAACUACUACAAGGGUGACAAAUUGGCCAGUGAGGCCGCUUGGAGAAGAUUGAGCAAGGAACUGAACAGCGUUGGACCGCCAGUUAAAGAAGCCAGUGAAUGGAAGCGAGUAUGGAAGGACUGGAAGAAUUGUAUUCGCAAGAAGAUAGCGAACAACAGGCUGGAACCAAAUGCCACUGGCAAGAGCUCCUUAUACCAAGACACGCUGACGCCUUUGGAGGAUGCAGUGGCCACAAUCACCGAUCUAUAUGAAAUGGCAGACGUCAUGGUGGAGUCACAACCCAAGGCUAAACGUCGCAGCGAUGCAAACAACCCAAAUAUGCGCUUGCAUGACAUCAAAACUGAUCAGGACGAGGAGGCAUCCGAAAAUGAUGAAGAUGCUGAAGCUGAUCAGGAGGAGGAAGAGGAGGACGACGAGUCUGUCGAAUCUAUCAGCGUUCGAGAUGUCGGAGUAAAAGUGGAGCAAGAGUUGCAUCAACAUUCCACAGCCAAGAAACGAAGGUUACAACACGAUAAUCUCAAUGGGUCAUUUCUGGGCGAGAGCACAGUACUCAUGGACAUAGCCAAGGAGCUACGCGACCUGAACAGACAGACUAGAUUAAAUGCCCAGCGCACAGAAGCCAAUACAGAAGCAUUACUAGCUAUGGGUACUCAGAUUUCCGAUCUGAUGCAGCAGCAGCUGAAGGAGCGUAAACGACUCAAUGCAAUAAUGGAGAAAUUUGUGCUCAAGAUGGAAACUACCGAUUAAUGUAAAAUGAUUUUAACUUUAACAAAUAAUAUAAGAAAUAUUCAUAAUGUAAGGAACUAAGCUCAAAGAAUCAUUCUUUGUGAAAGUUCAAUUUUGAUGUAUAUGAAAACUUUGUGCAAUCCAUUAAAGUCAUCAGCAAAUUUAA
This is a messenger RNA of Drosophila innubila, 1074 nucleotides long. RefSeq lists its product as uncharacterized. Gene Ontology annotation, cellular component: nucleus. NCBI's taxonomy places the organism in Eukaryota, Metazoa, Arthropoda, Insecta, Diptera, Drosophilidae. The record is from RefSeq and is a predicted model, not a curated record. The transcript is spliced from 4 exons. Bases 108 to 929 code for a protein of 273 amino acids.